Molecule: messenger RNA, 4149 nt
Organism: Dicentrarchus labrax (European seabass)
Lineage: Eukaryota; Metazoa; Chordata; Actinopteri; Moronidae
Gene: ttc7a
Product: tetratricopeptide repeat domain 7A
Exons: 21
Coding region: 28-2697 (889 amino acids)
Biological process (GO): phosphatidylinositol phosphate biosynthetic process; protein localization to plasma membrane
Cellular component (GO): plasma membrane
Molecular function (GO): protein binding
Source: RefSeq, a predicted model, not a curated record
GGAGGAGGAGGAAGAGUCGAUAAGCAAAUGUCCAGUUUCCAGAGAGAAAAUGACGCUGCUAAAGCUCUGUUCAGGAGGCUGGAGUCCGCAGUUACUCCCAUCGUGUCCGGGGAGUACAGUCACCACCGGGACAGAGCGGCGAUGGCAUCCCGGGUUUCCUUCACCCAGAUCCGGCUGGAAGCGGAGCUGGAGCGCUACCGGGCCGAGUGCCAGUGGGACAAGAUGCCGGCGAUCAUCGACCAGAUGCACGCUGCGCGGUUCCACGAGGACGACGACUACGGGCCGCUGCUGAUGGCCGAGGUGCUGCUGGAGGAGUGCCUGCAGGAAAACAUGGACCUGUUACGGAGCUCCACGCCUUUGACGGACAAGACCCAGGCCAAACUGUGCCGGGCCAAAAGCCACCUCAACACUAUCCUCAGCCGAGGCCGUCUCACACCCAGGUACCUGAACGAGGCUCUGCUGCUGAUGGCCAAGGUGCACUAUGUGCAGGGUCGCUACCGGGACGCCCAGGGAAUGUGUGCUAGGGUGGGACUGGAGGAGCUGACCAAGGAUUUCCAGCCGACCUACCACCUCCGCCUCCUGGCUGAGGCGUUUGUCAUUAAAGGUCUGUCUCUGGACCACCAGAUAGUCUCUGCGGUGUCUCGUGUCCGUCUGUCUGAGAGGGAGGAGGAGAGUCUGUCCUGUUUCCUCAGGGCCUGUGACGCCGCUCUGUCCUACCUGCAGGAGCUCGAUAAGACAGUAACAACACCUCACACCAAGACAGCCAAAGCAAAUCUGCUUCCUCCACCCGUGGACAUCGAGCUGGGCUACUUCCUCCAGGCUGCGUUACAGAGUGGUUACCUUUGUCUGCUGCAGAGGGGUCAUCUCGCGCAGGGUGCUCACCAACUGCGUAGGGUGCUCCGGGUGGUGGAGUCACGAGGGUCUCAGAGCUUCAGGAAGUCUGCAGCGAGGAAGCUAGCAGAGGUGCUGCUGAGCUCUGUGAGUGACGACAGCUACUGGCCCCCGCUGGGCCCCCCACCCUCAGCAUGGCUCCACAGAGAGGGAGCCGCCGCCUCCAAAGACGCCAUCUACCCCACAGUUAAACCGCCGCAACGUUACAGCACUGACUGUUGCUUCUGUCCUCAGGACGUGGUGGAGGAGGCUGUCUUGCUGCUGCUCAUCACAGAAACAAUGGCCAGCGGCGAGGCGGUGAUCAGUCGUCUGCCGGACCAGGCCGAGGCUCGUCAGGCCAGCCUGCAGGACGCCACCUCCGUCUACGACCUGCUCACCAUCGGCAUGGCCAGGAGGGGGCAGUAUGCAAUGCUUUCUGAGUGUCUGGAGCGAGCCAUGAAGUUCUCAUUCAAUGAGUUCCACCUCUGGCACCAGCUGGGCCUGUCACUCAUGGCGGCCGGGAAGGGAGUUGGUGCCGUGUCUGUAUUUAAAGAGUGUGCCAGGAUGAGACCAGAAGACCCCUCAUUGCCCCUAUUGGCUGCUAAAGUCUGCAUUGGUCAACUGCACUGGUUCGAGGAGGCUGAGGCUCUGUCGCAGAGUGUGGUGUCUAUGGGGGAAGAAGCCGGAGAAUUUCUACCCAGGGCCUACCUGGCUCUGGGACUCUGCUGCAGUCUACAGGCCUCCGAGGCCACUCUGAAAGCUGAUCGCAAUGAAUUCAACAAAAAAGCACUAAAUGUUUUGAACAAGGCUCAUUCAUUAGACCCCCAGGACGCACAGAUUGCCAUGUAUCUGGCUCUGCAGCUGGCACUCGUACGCCAGGUGUCAGCAGCCAUAGAGCCCCUGCAGGCAGCUUUAUCUCUCCGCGGGGAUGACUUACACUCCCUCCACCUGCUGACCCUGCUGCUGAGCGCCCAGAAACACCACCGUCAUGCUCUGGACACCCUGAAUCUGGCCCUCAGCCAGCACCCCAGCAACUUCAAUCUGCUGUUCACGAAGGUGAAGCUGGAAGAAACCCUCGUCGGUCCAGCCGCAGCCCUGCAGACCUGUGAGGAGAUGCUGCAACACUGGCAAAUCCGCUAUGACGUCAGCCGCUCCAGCGAGACAGACGACAGCAGCAGUAUACCGAUGGCGGAGAGGGCAGAGGUCAGCCCCGGAGGCAGGAAACCCUCCAUCCACCUCACCCUGCCCGACUUCCAGGACGCCUCCACCGGUUCGCAGAGCCCUUCGUCUGUUGCGGCGUCUCGUCUGGAAGCGGCGCUCUCUGAGGUGUCAGACAUCAGCUCCAUCCGUCGCCAAGGACCCACCUAUAUCUGGGCCACGCUGGAACGCAUUUGGCUGCAGGCUGGGGAGUUGUUCAUGGCGGAUGGCCGGCUAAAGGAGGCCCAGUUCUGCAUCGCCGAGGCCAGUGCGCUCUUCCCCAACUCGCACUCUGUGCUGGUGCAGCGGGGCCGCCUGGCCGAGCUCCGGGGCCAACUGGACGAAGCCAAAGGCCUGUAUGACGAGGCCCUGGCCAUCCAUCCCACAGGAGAGUGCAUACUUGUGCACAUGGGCCGCCUGCUGGUGAAAACUGGGCGUGUCCACCUCGGGGAGAAGGUCUUGCGUGAUGCGGUUCAGGUCCACAGCACAUCGCACGAGGCGUGGAGCGGCCUGGGCGAGGCCCUGCAGUCUCGGGGGUCCAGCCAGGCCCCAGACUGCUUCCUGACAGCCUUGGAGCUGGAGGCUUCCUGCCCCAUCCGGCCCUUCACCAUCAUCCCCAGGGAGCUUUGAUGGGGCCUUGGGGUGGGGGUGGUCAGGUUUAAGGAAUCGACCACACUGAUGCAGAUACACUGAGAAAGCAGUGCUGGGUGGAAUAAUGUUCCUUAAAGGUGCAGUCAGAGAUCCUAAUCCAAACUACUUUGGCUACUUUGGCCUGGAAAAGGUUUCCAGUGGGAGCGAGUGGGAUGGUAAAUCUGACACAUGCUAACAUGCUGAACUCUGAAACAUGGCUGUUCAAAUAUCAACCAUGUUUCUCCAGAAUCGCUGACUGCACCUGAAAACUUAUAAUUUGACAUUUUGGGAAAAGGCCUGUUCACUUUCCUGCUAACAGCGUGAAGAGAUCAAAAUCACUCAUUUAUGUUAAAUAUGAAGCUACAGCCAGGAGCUCCUUAAGUCACAUAACCCCCUUUAAAACCUCUUAGUGAACUGAAGAGGUUACAGUAGGAAGGAUAGAACCAGGCUAGCUGUUUCCCCCUGUUUCCAGUCUUUAUGCUAAGCUAAGCUAACCAAUUCCUGGAUGUACCAUCAUAUUUAACAAACAGAUAUGAACGUGUCUUCACAUCUAACCUUCAGCAAGAAAGCGAACAAGUCUCAAAAUCUGAGGUAUAUUUUCAAUAACAAUGCAUGUAACAUAUUACUUUUUCACUCUCAGUGACUUUCUGUCAAUUAUCUCAAAUGUCUGAUUGUCCCCAAAUAUUAUAUAUGAAUGUUCUUAGCAUCCAGUCUUAAUAAGGAAGUUAAUUAUUAGAUGAAUAAUUGCAGAAAAUGUCUAUUUUUUCCCGUAGUUUUGAGUAUUUACAUGCAAAAAAAGGGGCAUUAAUAUUGGAUAUCAAUGCUAUUUGUGCAUAAAAGGCAACAAAGGGAUUCAGCUUUAUGCAGAUAACAGAGCGAUGUAUAGAGAAAAUAACGUUAUCAUGUAAGUACUGUAACUGUGUACGUCUCCUAUGGAGUGACACAAUCGUUGGCUUUAACGGCUCAUAAAUCGCAGAGAUGUGCUGGUUACACCCUGCGAUAGAAUGUAUGCCGUUGCACGUGGAAAAGGCAGAUGCAUUGAUUAUGUAUAGGCUGUCAGUCACUGCAGCAGCUCCACUUAGCCUUUGAUGUAUAUUUGAUGAUCAUGUUGAUUGACGCAGCUUUCAUGUACACACAACCCCCCCCAAUCUUCAAAUGAGAGCUCACGUUAUCUUCCAGUGUAUCACUCCAUAUGUCAUUACUACUGUAUGUAUGUGAAUGUGCGUGUGUGUGUGUGUGCGUGUGUGUGUGUGUGUUUGUUUUAGACCAUCCCUCUGGGGUGUUAUGAGUCCCUGUUCUGUUUGUUCUGUUUGUACGGUACAGUAGGCGACUCAUCUGCUCAUAACGUGUGUGUGUGUGUGUGUGUGUGUGUGUGUGUUUUUGGGUUGUUUUUUUGACUCAUCUGUUCGUAACGCUCUCUCCAUCAUAAACAACAAUGGCUUUUAAAAAUCA